This is a messenger RNA of Leishmania mexicana MHOM/GT/2001/U1103, 999 nucleotides long. Its product is annotated as putative quinone oxidoreductase. Gene Ontology annotation, cellular component: cytoplasm. Bases 1 to 999 code for a protein of 332 amino acids. The record is from RefSeq and is a predicted model, not a curated record. Gene Ontology annotation, biological process: cellular response to oxidative stress. Gene Ontology annotation, molecular function: quinone reductase (NADPH) activity. Lineage: Eukaryota; Euglenozoa; Kinetoplastea; Trypanosomatida; Trypanosomatidae. The transcript has a single exon.
AUGGAGGUGAUUGCCACGGCGCACGGCGGGCCUGAGGUGCUCGCGGUUCGUCCGUCCUCGCACACCCCCGACGCAACGCAGCUGGAGGAGGGUCAGGUGCUGGUGCGCAACGCCUACGCUGGCGUGAACUUCAUCGACACCUACUUCCUUUGCGGCCUCUACAAGAAGCCGGCAAUGCCGUACGUCGUGGGCGAGGAGGGCGCCGGCGCGGUCGUCAAGGUCGGCGCCGGCGUGCCGGAGUCGAUGCUUGGAAAGCGUGUCGCCUAUUUCGGUGGUGCCGGCUGCACCGGCAGCUACGCCGCCUUCACAGUGGCGCCAGCGUCUGCGCUGCGCGAAGUGCCGGAUGGGGUGACGGACGCGGAGGCGGCGGCGGUGAUGUGCCAAGGCCUGACGGCACACUAUCUGGUGGACUCCAGUUACCCGUGUGGCCCGGGCUCGACGGUGGUGGUGCACGCUGCCGCCGGCGGGACGGGGCUUCUUGUGUGCCAGAUGGCGAAGCUGCGCGGUGCGCGCGUGAUCGGCAUCUGCGGUGGUGCGGAGAAGGCGACGCUGGCGAGGUCGGUAGGCCGCGCGGACGUGGUGAUCGACUACGUGGCGACGCCGGACUGGGCGCCGCUGGUGCGCGCGGCUGCGCCGCAGGGCGUCGACGCAGUGUACGACGGUGUGGGCCAGGCGACCUUUGCCGGCAGCCUCUCGGUGCUGCGGCCGCGCGGCUACAUGAUCACAUUCGGCAACGCGAGCGGCGCGGUGCCGCCAGUUUCGCCAUUGGAGCUGUCGCGCGCGGGCAGCGUGUACCUGCAGCGCCCGACGUUGGGCGACUUCAUGCGCACCCCCGAGGAAGCGCAGCGCCGCACCUCCGAGGUGUUUGGGUGGGUGGCGUCGAAGCAGGUGCAGCUGACGAUCGGUCGUGAGUACCCGUUGCAUGAAGCGCCACAGGCGCUCACGGACCUGCAGUCGCGCAAGACAACGGGCAAGCUGCUCUUGACGUGCAUGGACUGA